AUGGAGUCGACCGGACGCCGCCAGCGUAACCCUGCACCCCGAGUCCUUGACUCUUCGAAUGGAGAGAGCCCAAGUGCUGCUCAUGCGAAAAUUAUCGCCGCGAAACCUAUCCAAGAUCUCAUAAAGAAAAUCGGCCUGCUUACCGCAAAACUUCCGUCCUCGAUCCCUCUAGCCACCGAGAGCGACGAAAUCUAUCGCGUCAUCAAGAAGGUCAAAGCUCUCGAUGACAAGGUGGCCGCUCAUUUCAAUCGUCGCUUCGAUAUCCUGUACGGAGAAGACUGUCGCGAUGAGAACGUCGUGUACCUGAAGUCUCUGAAAUGGGACUCGGGGGACAUUCCAAUCGACAUUGCCUUUCUCAAGGAGUUUGGGCACCACUUCCCCGUCAUAUCUCAAAUGGCCCGAGACUUUUUGGCUAUACCUGGAACAACUGCCGUCCCAUGA
Messenger RNA from Mycena indigotica, 441 nucleotides. RefSeq lists its product as uncharacterized. Gene Ontology annotation, molecular function: protein dimerization activity. Bases 1 to 441 code for a protein of 146 amino acids. NCBI's taxonomy places the organism in Eukaryota, Fungi, Basidiomycota, Agaricomycetes, Agaricales, Mycenaceae. The record is from RefSeq and is a predicted model, not a curated record. The transcript has 5 exons.